Messenger RNA from Hyaena hyaena (striped hyena), 927 nucleotides. Its product is annotated as neuroendocrine convertase 2. The record is from RefSeq and is a predicted model, not a curated record. Gene Ontology annotation, cellular component: Golgi membrane; trans-Golgi network. The annotation marks the transcript as partial. Gene Ontology annotation, molecular function: serine-type endopeptidase activity. Gene Ontology annotation, biological process: protein processing. The transcript is spliced from 8 exons. NCBI's taxonomy places the organism in Eukaryota, Metazoa, Chordata, Mammalia, Carnivora, Hyaenidae.
UGCCUGCGCGCCUCCUAGCACCACUUUUCACUCCUAAGAAAGAUGAAAGGUGGCUGUGUCUCCCAGUGGAAGGCGGCCGCCGGGCUUCUCUUCUGUGUCAUGGUUUUUGCAUCUGCCGAGAGACCGGUCUUCACGAAUCAUUUUCUUGUGGAGUUGCAUAAAGGAGGAGAGGAAGAAGCUCGCCAAGUUGCUGCAGAACACGGCUUUGGAGUCCGAAAGCUCCCCUUCACUGAAGGCCUGUACCACUUUUACCACAAUGGCCUUGCAAAGGCCAAGAGAAGACGCAGCCUACAUCACAAGCAGCAGCUGGAGAGAGACCCCAGGGUAAAGAUGGCCUUGCAGCAAGAAGGAUUUGACAGAAAGAAGCGGGGGUAUAGAGACAUCAAUGAGAUUGACAUCAACAUGAAUGAUCCUCUUUUUACAAAGCAGUGGUAUCUGAUCAACACAGGGCAAGCUGAUGGCACUCCUGGUCUUGAUUUGAAUGUGGCAGAAGCUUGGGAGCUGGGAUACACAGGGAAAGGUGUUACCAUUGGAAUUAUGGAUGAUGGGAUUGACUACCUCCACCCGGACCUGGCCUCGAACUACAAUGCGGAAGCGAGCUAUGACUUCAGCGGCAAUGACCCCUAUCCCUACCCUCGAUACACAGAUGACUGGUUCAACAGCCACGGAACCCGAUGUGCAGGGGAGGUUUCUGCCGCAGCCAACAACAAUAUCUGUGGGGUUGGAGUGGCAUACAACUCCAAGGUUGCAGGUAUCCGGAUGCUAGACCAGCCAUUCAUGACGGACAUCAUCGAGGCCUCUUCCAUCAGCCACAUGCCUCAGCUGAUCGACAUCUACAGUGCCAGCUGGGGCCCGACAGACAACGGGAAGACAGUGGAUGGACCCCGGGAGCUCACGCUUCAGGCCAUGGCUGAUGGCGUCAACAAG